AUGGGACUGAAGCGACCUUUUGAUGCUGAAGAGAUGCAAGAGUGCAAUGCUAAGCAUGCGAGACAGCUUAGUUAUAGCCCAAAGCACCUGAACCAAUUUGACGAACCUCUUCCAUAUCAUGUUUCUCUGGAGAAAUCAGGUUCCUUAGUGGAGGAUCUGAGUGGUCUCUGUGAGAAGAACCAGACAUGGACCAAUGAUGCAAAUCAUGUCGAGAAGAAGGGUUUUGACUCACACGAACCGUUCUCGUGGAUCUUAACCGGUUUGUGUGAGGAUGAUGCGCAGACUCGGUCAUCUCUCUCUGAUCAAUCUUCUGGAUCAGAUGUCACCUGGAGACCACUUUCCCCAGUGGAGGAUGUUUAUACUUGUCUGAUGAAUCAUGCUCCUAGGAGACAAGUCCCUGUUGGGCCUAAUCACCAGGCUGAGAUCCCUGAAUGCGUCAAGGAAGUGAUUCUUGAUCCGUCAGAGGCUCGCGCUAAGGAUGAGUUGGAAAGAAAGCUGAUGGGGAAGUGCAUCGUACCAAUGCCUGACUCAGACGUGUGUGAGACUACUGGUCAAGGACGAAAGGAAUGUCUUUGCCCUGAUAAAGGAUCCGUCAGAUGCGUGCGGCGACAUCUCAUGGAAGCAAGAGAGAGCCUGAUCGAAACUAUUGGGUACGAAAGGUUUAUGGAGCUAGGGUUAUGUGAAAUGGGGGACGAAGUUACAAGCUUGUGGGGUGAAGACGAAGAAGAUCUCUUUCAUAAAGUUGUGUACUCCAACCCUGUUUCCCUGGGUCGUGAUUUCUGGAAGCAGCUAAAGGCGACGUUUCCUUCGAGAAACGUGAAGGAGCUUGUUAGCUACUACUUCAACGUCUUCAUCUUGCGGAGACGUGCAAUCCAGAACCGGUUUAAAACCCUAGACGUUGACAGUGACGACGACGAGUGGCAAGUAGAAUACGACGUUUUCUGCAGCGGCAAAACUUUAGAGGAGGAAGACGGCAACGGAAAAAGCUCCUCACAUGAAGAUAACGAGGAGGAAGAGGAAGAAGAAGAAGAAACCAACAGCAGCGAUGAUGAUGAUGAUGACGAUGAUGAAGAAGGAGAUUCACCAGUCAACGAUGCUCAUUGUGUAUAUAUGGAUAAGGUUUCAAGAGAUGGUGGUGCUGGUGAAGAGAUGAAUGUAGAAGACGACUCGUGUAUGUCCUUCGAGUUACAGGACUCCAAUGCGAUCUUCCCUCACAGCCCAAUUGGAAACAGAGAGUGCCACAGAUCUGGUGAUGAUUCGUAUUCAUUUGAUGAUGCUUGUGAUCGGAGACUCACAUCGGAUUGUUGGACCAAGAACAACGAUCUUCUUCCAACUUCGAACAUCAUCGAGGAGAUAUUUGGUCAGGACGAAUGGAGAGAGAAUGAUAGUGAUGAUGAUAACUCGAAGGGGAAGUAG
Molecule: messenger RNA, 1416 nt
Organism: Thlaspi arvense
Lineage: Eukaryota; Viridiplantae; Streptophyta; Magnoliopsida; Brassicales; Brassicaceae
Source: the annotation of a GenBank genome assembly